UUUUGUCUGAGGGAGGGGAGACAGAGGACUCUCCGGUCGCCUCCUUCGCUCCGCGCGGAGGGAAGAAAGAUCCGAGCCCCCGGCCGCGAUGGCGGCGUCUGAGUCCGAAUGCCAAGCGUCGUCCGGGUCGGGCGCGGAAGACGCGUCGCCGCUUCUCCCUCCCCCUGCGAGCGCCGCCCCGGCGGGCCGCCGCCUGUGCGACCUGCGGGUGAUCGACCUGCGCGCCGAGCUGAAGCGCCGCAACCUGGACAGCGGCGGCAACAAGAGCGUCCUCCUCGAGCGCCUCCGCAGAGCCAUUGAGGAAGAGGGGGGGAAUCCUGAUGAAAUUCCAGCUGCUGCUGAAAUUACCAAUAAGAGAACACCCAAAAGAACCAUAAAAGGACGUAAACCAGAAGAGGAAGAUGGUGAAGAUAAUGGAUUGGAGGAGAACUCGAGAGAUGGGCAGGAGGAUACUGAAGCAAGUUCAGAUAACUUGCAGGAUAUUGACAUGAUGGACAUUAGUGUGUUAGAUGAAGCUGAAACCGAUAAUUCCAGUGCCAUCGAUUGCAAGGAUGAUUACAUUGCUGAAAAUGUUCUUGACUCUGAUGAGAAAGAUAAUACUGACACAGAACUGAAGGAACUUCCUGAUCAGCUGAUGGAUAAUGAGGAGAAUGGUGAGGAACUUGAUAACAUGCUGGAUGCUGCUUCCUCUGAUUUAGCUGCAGAGAAGGAUUUGGAAUAUCAUCAUACAGAGCCAGAAAAUGAGAAAAUGCUCGACAUUUUGGGUGACACUUGUAAAUCUGAGCCCUUUAAAGAAGACACUUCCGAAGCGGAGCAGGCACAGGAAGCGAAAAACCCGUUGGCGGGCGAAAAGGCAGCCGAGGAAGAGGAAGACGCGCUUGCCGCCACCGCCCCUCUGUUGGAAGAAGACCUUUUAGAUACGGAGAGCCCCUCAGCCCGGGCUGCAGUCAGGAAGCAGGAGGAGGCGGAGGCAAAGCACUUAGUGGUAGCGGCAGGGGAGCUGAGCGAGCAGACAGGCGAGGAAGCCCAGCUGGACUCGGACUCUGUAGCGGUAGAGAGCAGGAGUGGUGGUGGAGGAGGAGGAGGUGAAGGAGAUGAGAGUAGCAAAACAGCAGCCCAGAGUCUGGAAGCCAGUAGUGAGGCCAGUGUGGCCAGCCAAGAGGCCACGAAGAUGGAAGAGAAAUCUCAGUGUGAGGAAGACUCCUCCUCUGCCACUAGAGAGGCCUCUGCCCCAGAGGGUGGUGAUCAGAACACGAGUUCGGAGGAGAACAAAGAUAUAAAACUGGCUUCAAAAGAAGAGAAAGGUCACAGUGUUGCCGCUUCUGGUCGGAACUUUUGGGUGAGCGGCCUUGCUUCCACCACCCGAGCAACUGACUUGAAGAACCUCUUUAGCAAAUACGGAAAAGUGGUUGGCGCAAAAGUGGUCACCAAUGCUCGCAGUCCAGGCUCCCGGUGUUAUGGUUUUGUGACUAUGUCUACAGCAGAAGAAGCCACAAAAUGCAUUGAGCAUUGCCACAAAACGGAAUUACAUGGGAAAAUAAUAUCUGUUGAGCGAGCCAAAAACGAACCUGCUGCUAAGAAGCCCUUGGAGAAAAAGGAAAAUGAGGUGAAGAGUGAAGGAUCAGCCAGUGACAGGUCUCUCACCACAAAAAAAAGUGAGAAGGCAGACCAGAAAGAAGAUGCCAAAAAAACUGAAGAAAAGGAUGAGAAGGGAAAAGAGGAGAUGAGAUCUGGAUCAGCGGACCAAUCUAAGACCCCCAAAUCAGGAAACAAAGCUACAGAAAGGACUGUGAUAAUGGAUAAAUCCAAGGGUGAACCGGUUAUUAGCGUAAAGACAACAACUACAUCGAAAGAUAGAAGUGUCAAGAGCCAAGAUCGUAAAUCAGAAAGCAGGGAAAAGAGCAGAGAGAGGCAAGGAAAUGUGCCGUUUGACAAAAACAAGGAGCAAAAACGUCUGCGAGAAAUAGAACAUCGCAGUACACGGGAGCGUCGAGAGAAACAGCAGCGCAUGCAAGCCAUCUGGGAGCAAGAGGAACGAGAGAGGCUCGAGAUUGCCCGGGAGAGGCUGGAAAUCGAAAAAACCCGCCUGGAGCGGGAGCGGAUGGAGCGAGAGCGCCUGGAGCGGGAGCGCAUGCAUAUUGAGCAUGAACGGCGACGGGAGCAGGAGCGCAUCCAGCGUGAGAGGGAGGAGCUGCGGCGGCAGCACGAGCAGCUUCGCUAUGAACAAGAGAGGCGCGUGUCACUGAGGCGGCCAUAUGACAUGGAUGGGAGGCGAGAUGACCCAUACUGGCCAGAGUCAAAGCGGAUGGCAAUGGAUGACCGCCAUCGCUCGGAUUUUAACCGCCAGGACCGGUUCCAUGAUUUUGACCACAGGGAUCGUGGGCGGUACCAAGACCAUUCUCUAGACAGGAGGGAAGGAUCACGAGGAAUUAUGGGAGAUAGAGAUGGGCAGCACUAUGCAGAUGAGCGCCAUGGGAGACCAGAUCGGCACUCACGAGAUAGCUGGAGCAGCUACGGUUCUGACCGGCAUAUGAGCGAGGGGCGGGGCAUACCCCCACAGUCUCGAGAUGGACGAAGCUGGGGAAAUCACAGUAGAAAAUUUGAUGGCCACCAAGAUCGCUCCUGGCAGAGCAACACACAUGGAGGAGCGACGGGGCGAGAUCAUGAGCGAUGGCAAGGUGGGGGCAGAGGGAGACGUGGCCAUGUGAUGCAGCGAGGUGGAAUGUCUGGGCGGGGUCGCUUCGUGCCAAGCGGCACACAGGGCCAAGCCUCACAUGGUGGAGAGGCACAGGACGAAGGCUUCUCAGGGCAGGACAGAGGGAGCCGGCCCAAUGAUCCUCGGUUCAGUCGUCGCUAUUGAAUGUUUUAUUGGCUCUCCCCCUCCAGAGACUACAACACUACUGCUCAGUGUCCCACUGGCCAUGACUCUUAAGUUGACCGUUGUUUUCCUUCAUAGCUCAAGAUGUGAACCCAUUCAGGUUAUUUUUUGUUUUGUUAUGUGCUCCUGUACGUGCCCCUCCCCCCCUUUAAAAGAAAGUACAUUUCUUUUAUGAGGCAUUCCAUUUUCUAUAAAUAAAAUAAAAAGUUUCCAAUUGC
Messenger RNA from Heteronotia binoei (common prickly gecko), 3096 nucleotides. RefSeq names its product scaffold attachment factor B1-like. The transcript is spliced from 21 exons. Gene Ontology annotation, biological process: regulation of mRNA processing; regulation of transcription by RNA polymerase II. Gene Ontology annotation, cellular component: nucleus. Gene Ontology annotation, molecular function: sequence-specific DNA binding; RNA binding. NCBI's taxonomy places the organism in Eukaryota, Metazoa, Chordata, Lepidosauria, Squamata, Gekkonidae. The coding region runs from base 89 to 2860 and encodes 923 amino acids. The record is from RefSeq and is a predicted model, not a curated record.